AGACCUCUCUCUGUCCCUCACACACUAACAUACACACUCUCUCUAUCUCUCUCUCUCUCCCUCUCACACACACUGACGGACUCUGAUACACACCAUGCGUACCUGUCCGGAGCUACUCCACCACCCCGUGCUGGAUUUUACUCAAGCGUCAGGCUGAUACGGACACAAAGCGCGCUCUGAAGGAUAUCCCGACCUGCUGACACUUCACUCAUUUUCCCUCCGGUGUCGCUUUAUCCAGCGGUGAACACACUGAGCGCAGCGGCCAAGGGUUUAGGAGAGGAGGCCGUGCCAUGAGCUCUGACUUUUGAGUCUGAGCCAAGAAGCCCUACAGCCCUUUGUAUUUGUGUUCUGCGUGAACUGGAGCCACUGUCCAACCAUGAGGAGCAGCUCUCAUGCCCUGCCUCUUGGUAUGCUCACAGCUCUGCUGCUGUCUCAGGUCUGCUCUGGCAUCAAAUGGCUAGCACUAUCACACGCUCCUGCAUCUUUACACAUCAACCAGACUCAACACUGUAAGCAGCUGCCCGGUAUGGUGUCCUCCCAAGCUCAGCUGUGCCGCAGCAACCUGGAGCUCAUGCAAACCAUUAUCCAAGCAGCACGUGAAGUCAAGAAAACAUGCCAGAAGACCUUUGCGGAUAUGCGUUGGAACUGUUCCUCCAUUGACAUCCCCCUUGAUGCCCCAAAGUAUCGUCCAGACCUCGACCGAGGAACGAGGGAGGCUGCAUUUGUCUACGCCCUCUCCGCCGCAACCAUCAGCCACACCAUAGCACGGGCGUGCACUUCUGGAGAUUUGCGUCUGUGCUCGUGCGGCCCCAUCCCAGCUGAGAUCCUAGAGCCGGGCUAUCGCUGGGGCGGCUGCGCUGACAACCUGCACUACGGUUUGAUGAUGGGCUCCAAGUUCUCUGACGCUCCUAUGAAGAUGAAGCGCUCAGGCUCCCAUGCCAACAAACUGAUGCACCUACACAACAGUGAGGUCGGGAGACAGGUACUGAAAGACGCUCUGGUGUUGAAAUGUAAAUGUCAUGGAGUGUCUGGCUCCUGCUCCAUAAGAACCUGCUGGAGGGGCCUGCAAGACCUGAGGGAGGUCGCCAUGGACCUGAAGACAAGGUACCUGUCUGCCACCAAAGUGGUUUACCGACAAACUGGGACACGCAAGCAGCUGGUACCCAAAGACAUCGACAUCAGGCCAGUGAGGGAGAACGAGCUGGUCUACCUGCAGAGCUCCUCGGACUUCUGUUCCGUGAAUGAAAAACUGGGCUCUGUUGGCACCCAGGACAGGCAGUGCAACAAAACCUCAGUUGGCAGUGACAGCUGUGACCUGAUGUGCUGCGGCCGUGGUUACAACCCGUACACAGAGAAGCUGGUGGAGCGCUGCCACUGCAAGUACCACUGGUGCUGCUACGUAACCUGCAAGAAGUGUGAACGGAUUGUAGAGAGAUAUGUCUGCAAAUGAGUCCACGUCGCUGCCGGCCCACACCAGCAGUCCUCCACGUGUACUCAGCCAACCCGAGGCUACAGAUUAACCAAAGCACUACUACAAUACCAAGAAGGCUUAAUCCUGUCUUAAGCUUUAGCAUGUGUAUCUGAGCGAGACGUGGUCUAUUCUUGUGUCAGUAUCAUUUUUGUAUCGAAUCUCCAAACUGCCAACUGGGCUUCUAACCUUUCUCGCUUCACACACCUGGACGUGGAGAGUGUGGCGACAGUGCCAGUCGGUUUACGUGACGACCGCCGUCCUCCUGGGUAUUUUCUUUUUCCUGUUAAUGAUUAUAAAUUCCUACACCAGGGAUAUUGAAAGUCUAUUUUAUUAUAUCUCUAUUAAAAAGAAAUAAUAUUGGAUUUUAUGCUGGAGACAGAGACUUAUGUUUGACUUUACCCCACGGAAUUCGGAGGGUUCUGGUCGGUACUAUUAAAACUUUUUCCUCUGCAGAAAUGGACAAUAGAGGAAAAGGGAACACAAAGGGAACUUCAAGUACUUUUCAAUCACGGAACAUUUUUUGUGGUUGAUGUUUUGGACUCUCACCAUUUGUCCUGUGUGGAUCAUGACACGUCUGCAUCCCUGUGGAUUGAGAGAAGACAGUUAAGGACUUUGUGAAAUGGUGCAUUAUCUCCUUUAUGUCUGACAUGCAGGCAGUUCAAAAUAUAUUCUAUUUUUUAGAGCAUAUGAGCUGAACUCAUGGAUUUUUGUAAACCACUUUUGUGUGGGUGUACAUACUGUUUCUACAUUUUGUAUACUGAAAUAAAGAAAGAAGUAUUUAUAAAAUAAUUAAAUGAUC
Messenger RNA from Toxotes jaculatrix (banded archerfish), 2270 nucleotides. It is a transcript of the gene wnt11, whose product is annotated as wingless-type MMTV integration site family, member 11. Gene Ontology annotation, molecular function: frizzled binding; cytokine activity. The record is from RefSeq and is a predicted model, not a curated record. Gene Ontology annotation, cellular component: extracellular region. Bases 377 to 1450 code for a protein of 357 amino acids. Gene Ontology annotation, biological process: canonical Wnt signaling pathway; neuron differentiation; cell fate commitment. Lineage: Eukaryota; Metazoa; Chordata; Actinopteri; Toxotidae. The transcript has 6 exons.